Messenger RNA from Anneissia japonica, 2421 nucleotides. RefSeq lists its product as uncharacterized. Bases 88 to 1251 code for a protein of 387 amino acids. NCBI's taxonomy places the organism in Eukaryota, Metazoa, Echinodermata, Crinoidea, Comatulida, Comatulidae. The transcript has 2 exons. The record is from RefSeq and is a predicted model, not a curated record.
UGAAGAGUAUGUUUGCCACAAAACAUUUAAUGAACUGUAGAAGAUCGAACGGCACAUAGAAUAAAAGUUGAAUUUCUAUGAUCGAAAAUGGAUAGACAGUCUCCACAGAGGGAAACACAUGGACUGCAUGCACAAGAUAAAUCAUUCAGCCUAUCUGCAGAAACACUAAGUAACAAUCAGAAACAGCAUGGUUCAUGCAACCAGAAACAACUUGAGGUUGGCCAAGCUAAUUUGGAUACAACCACCCUGUUGUUUGUUAUCAAAUUAUGUGGCCCGGACUACCCCGACCUUGUUACCAAACUCAGAAGCUAUGUGGAUGCACCUCAAAGACUGAGCUCAGCUGAAGGCAUGGGUUUUCCAAGAAUCUGUCACAAUCAGCUCAAAGAAAAUGAUGAUAGCUGUAACAUGCUGCUUGUACCUGAAUCUCGAAGAAGCUUAGAGUUUGAACCAAGUUAUGAAAAUGGGAAAAACAAGUUUGAGAUCCUAAUUAAUAAAUUACAGGAGCUUGUAGAAAACAUUAAAUCAUUACUCUAUCACCUGAAAUAUUCUUUGAAAGAAUUUCCAUACAUUGUCAAAACAAGGAUGGAAGAGAAUCUGGUUGAAGCAAACGACCUCCAACAUGUUGCAUGUAUUGACGAUAAUAAAAAUCAAAUUGAAGAAAAGCGGAAGAUGAUUAAAAUACUUUGUGAAGACGGUUGGAAACAGAUGAGUAGAUUUUAUGAAGAGGUACAUAUUUUAGUCAGUGAGUUGGACAAAUAUACAUCAUCUAAUGACAAUGAACCUCAAAGCUUGAGUUCGGCUGAAGGCAUGGGUGUGCCAAAAAUUGAUGUCAGUCAGCUAAGAGAAAAUGUUAUAACCUAUUCUCAAAAAAGCCUGUAUUUAGCGUAUUUAAGUUAUGAAGAUACUAAAAAUCAAGCUAUCAAACUCAAAUGCUCUAUGGAUAAACCUUCCCAGCAGACAGCAUCACUUAAAGACAAUGAAGCUCAAAGCUUGCGCUCAACUGGAGGCAUGGGUGUGCCACAAAAAUAUUCCAAUCAACUAAGUGAAAAUUUUAUAACUUACUCUCCAAACAGCCUUUGUUCAAAACCAUGUUUUGAAGAUGGUGAAAAUCAAACUAUCAAACACGGAUACUGUAUGGAUAAACUUUCCCAGCAGGCAGAAUCACUUAAAACUAAUGAACCUCAAAGCUUAAGUUCAGCUGAAGGCAUGGAUAUACCACAAACUUGUCCUCCGUUUCGGAGAAUUUGGUAAUAAAAUAAUCAUUCAAACAAUUGAGAAUCUGAUAGAAGUAAAAUAUUUGUUCCAACUUUAAAAUUGGAGGCUACAGGCUUUGCAACAAAAAUUGUUGUCAUUAUCUCCGAUCAGUUUUAUCAGAAUUAACAAGCACAUUAAAUCAGCGGUCUCGCCAGCUAUACUUAAGCGUGGCGGGACCGCCACGCUUGGGCAAAUGAACGAAAUGACCGUCACACUUAGGCAAAAUAUUACACCACGCUGAAAAUGUUAGCGCCACGUUAAAAAAUAUGGACUAAGUAAUUUGAUUCAAAACAUUACAACAAUAAAUACCGAAGUCUCAAACUGCAGGCAGUUCUACAAUGUUGCCAUGGGGAACAGUACUUGUUCAAUCGCAUAUCGUAAGGCACUGCCUUCAAUGCAAGCAUAAAUGGAGAAUCUCUUUCUACGCCGCCUGUGCGUGCAAGUAGGUACCUGUGAACUAAUUGAGGUCCCUGGUCAGCUAGUAGAUACAGUUACUUGCGUGUAGAUCGCAAAUUUUUUCUAUGAACAGUGAUUUAUAAAUCAACAUUUAGGUAGAUUAAUUGAAUUUCCAUGGAUUCAUGUGCAAUACGAUUUUUUUCAAAUUCAAUAUUAAGUAUGAACAAUUAAGGAUUUCAUUAAAUCAAUGGACCCUCAUAAACACAACAAACUGAACGUUUAAUAGGAAUAUUCUAGACCUAUUUUAAAGACUCAAGGAACAAAUUUAGAUGUAGGCCUACGGCAAGGCAGGAGGCCGCCCAGGCCUCCUCCUACUACUACUACUAGACCUAGUUAUGAAAUCAUUGCACAAUUUUACCUGUCAGCAUGCACCGACCUAAAAGGACGUCAGUGACUGUAUUCUCUCUCGAAUGCUGAAAUGUUUAUUUCUUUGACGAAAGUCUAUCAAAAUAGCAUUACAAACAAGUUCUUUCUAACACAAUACAAAUUACAAUAGUUAUUCAUCGUAUCCGUACUGUACUGCUGAUGUGCAGUUAAUUAAACACGUACUGCAGGAGCAAAAAUCAGCAUAUGCACAGCUAACUGUAAAUACGCACAUGUAUACUAUUCACAUCACUAUAGCAACCGAUGACUACUACAACAGUUGGUUAUAAAAAACUAAAAUUAAAAGAAGGCGAUUGACUUAUAAAGCAAUUAGUAGAGCAUGCAUCG